AUGGACGGCGCAGACCGCAAGACAGACCCGACUGCCCAAAUUUGGGUCAGUGAGAAGAGCCUCAACAUCACCAUCAUCUUUUUGACAGUUCUGGGCUCGGUCAUAUUGAUCCCGACAGCGUAUCUUCGAUGGAAGCACAAACGACUCAAAGAGAUUGAGGUGAUCUUCAUCGUCGCGGGCUAUGUCUUCUUCCUCGGGUACGAGAUCCUGUUGCUUCAAAUCCAGAAAAAGGUCUAUCGCCUCAGUUAUGUGGGACUGGGCCAGAUGCCGCCGUACCCCACGAUCUUGCAAGAUCGGAAUGCGGUUGUUGUCAUGACCAUAUCAUCGACGAUAGUUUUCUUCACCGGGCUCUGGUGCAUCAAAUUGUCGUUGCUUUUCUUUAUCCGCCGGCUCAUGAAAGGCCUUCCUGACGAACUUCGCUGGUGGCUUGUGGUCUUGGUUUAUACAAUUGCAACAUGGCUUUUUUGUUUCCUUGUCACUCUUAUGGGAUGUGGGGGCCCCGCCGAGCUCCGCAAGCUCAAACAGCUCAUGAUUCUACCACUACGACUUCUGUGGAAUUUACGCAUCUCUCUUGCACGCAAGAUUGCUGCGUGCGCUUUGUUUUCGGUCGGUAUCUUCUGUAUGAUCACGUCGAUCAUUCGCCUCGUUCAAAUCGGCUCUAAAACCGGUAUCACGAAUCCAAAUGUCCAAUGGGUUUCCCUUUGGAGUACCGUUGAACUCACUACUGGUAUGGUUGAUACUCACUUUGAUCCUGUGAAUUUUCCAGCAGCUGACCGCAUGCCCUCUUUCGCGCUUCCAGCAAUCAUCGUGGGUUGUCUCCCAACAUUCCGACUCCUCCGCAAGACUUCCAAGCAUACGGAUCAGUGCUCUCCGAACACGGGGCUCGAGCGUUCAAAGGGCCCUCUGGACGUCCCUUCAAGCAAGGCACCCAGCUCACAGACCAUUCCCAUGAAAAAAUUCAGCCCUCCAAGGAACAGGCACCUCAGUCACUACGACGACAUCUCUUCAUCCAUGGAAAGCCUCGCUCCCCAAGGCGGAAUUGGGGUGACCAGCUCUCCUUCGCGUGAGGCGUCCACCCACUCGGCCGCAUAA
Molecule: messenger RNA, 1092 nt
Organism: Uncinocarpus reesii 1704
Lineage: Eukaryota; Fungi; Ascomycota; Eurotiomycetes; Onygenales; Onygenaceae
Exons: 2
Coding region: 1-1092 (363 amino acids)
Source: RefSeq, a predicted model, not a curated record